This is a messenger RNA of Haplochromis burtoni (Burton's mouthbrooder), 3020 nucleotides long. RefSeq names its product cytidine monophosphate-N-acetylneuraminic acid hydroxylase. Gene Ontology annotation, molecular function: 2 iron, 2 sulfur cluster binding. The coding region runs from base 1703 to 2821 and encodes 372 amino acids. Lineage: Eukaryota; Metazoa; Chordata; Actinopteri; Cichliformes; Cichlidae. The transcript is spliced from 8 exons. The record is from RefSeq and is a predicted model, not a curated record.
UUUUGAGACUGCUGCAUCCCUCUGCAAGAUAUCUCACUAUUUUUGACUUUUCUGAGCCUGUCAAGUCCUUCUUUUGACCCAUUUUGUCACGGUGGGGUGCACCGGUGUGUUUUUUGAAACAGGACCCAAAAGCAGAUGUGGACGAGGUGUUGCAAGUUUAAACAGAAAGCGAUCGUUUAUUUGGAUGAUUGCAGGGGUUAACCAAGGAACCCUAAGCAAACUAAAAAACACUAAGAAACAAAUACUACAAAGUUCUAUGACUAUGACUAAGACUAUGACUAUGACUAUGGUGGGGAUAACAGACGACCCGACAAUGACAUUCAGAAAACAGAGGACUUAAAUACACACAUGAGGUGAUCAGGGGAAGUGGAGACACAUGAGGAAACAGCUGACUAGGAUAAACAUAAUUAUGCACAGGCAAGAGUAAAACUAACUGCAUGAACACAGAACACAAGACCCUUUUCAAAAUAAAACAGGAAACAUGCAGACUUAGACACGACAACACAACUUAACAGGCCUAACACGCAUGACAGACUAGAAAAGGAACCAAACAUAACCACACAGACAUGACACAUGAAUCAGGGAAACUUAGUACAGGGGAGAUGACAUAACAUGACAUAAGAAACAGGACUACACAGUAAUCUAGAAAUUAACUAGGUGCACUAAGCUAAGGCACAAAAUAAAUACAAAAAAAAUGCAGGCCAUUUACCAUUUAUUAGAGCUUCUGUCUAGGUUAGAGAACACACAGUUUGUGUCUACAUCUAAGAUGAGAUUAUGUGUGGCCAUAUCUGGAAUUUGUGAGAAUAAAUUGACAAAGAAGUUUUCAUCAUCGCAGUUGGGAGCAUAAAUGCUAGCUAAAAUUAGUCUGAGUUGAUAAAGAUGGCAAACCACAAUAAUAUAACGGCCCAUAGGAUCAGAUAAAAUGCUUGAUACAGCAAAAGGGAUGUGAACCAUCCCUCGUCUUAGAGUUAAAGUUGAAGUGAAAUAGUUGGCCUGCCCAACCAGUCCUCAAUUUAUGUUGGUCUGCUAACUGGUUAUGUUAAGCACAAAAAGGUCCUUACACACCUGAAAGAUCUCAAGGCUGAUAUCUCUGUUCUGCAGGAGACUCACCUUUGUAUAGCUUCGACAGCAGCCAUAGAGUUAUCUAAUCAAAAACCAACAUUAUGAAUGUAUUUGCACACCCAGACUCCAAGAAGGAGAAAAAAAAAGUAAAUAAAUUCUGGCAGUAUCCCAAGCCAAGUCACCAUGUAAAACCCGGUGACCCUGAAACCCCAUUUGAACAAGACCACACAUAGAAGUGCUGGCAUUGGGAAACACUAGGACCAAGAGAAAACAAAAAGCAAAACUGGCAGCCACCUGGCUAUAGCUCUGCAAGCGCACAUCUCAGUUCUGACCUGAUAAUCGUGGAGAUAUUGUUUUUCAGAGAAGAAAGGAUGUCCGAUUUCAAACCUUCAUACUUCAUCACGGUGUCCGACUGCAAGCAACACAAUGAACUCCCACUUACUUUCUUAGCAUGUGCUGAGGAUGCGCCUGGCCACUUCCCUGAGGAGCCAGUAUAUUUAUAUUUACGGAGUUUAGAUGCCAUUUCAGUUGUAACUACUGCGCCGUUUUUUUUUCCAUUGGUCAUUGUAAGACUCCUUGUGCUUGCCUCAAAGGGUUGUGCGUUAAAACUUUUCUUUUUGAAUUUGAUCAUUUAGGUGCAAUGGCCUCUCAAAUAGCAAAGGUAUUGUUGUCAUUGGAUGCUGAAGCAGUUGGCUCACUCAAAGAAGGAGUGAAUUUCAAGAAAAGCACAGAGGAUGGCAAGUGUUACAUCAUAUUUAAGAGCAACAAUGACUUUAAAGCAUGCAAGAACCAGUGCAAGCAUCAAGGGGGACUGUUCAUCAAAGACAUUGAAGAUCUGGAUGGCAUGACUGUUAAAUGUACCAAACACAACUGGAAAUUAAAUGUGUCAACAAUGAAAUAUGUGAACCCACCUGACAGCUUCUUGCAGGAUGAGCUUGAGGUAUCAAUGUUGGAUGAUGGGGGGCUUCAGUUGGUGGAACUGAGCCCUGUUGAUCCCUGGAUGGCUGAUCCUCGAGAACCUCUGGAGCUCCAGAAGGGAGAAGUGAAAGUACAUUCCUGGAAGGCAGAGUUUAUCAAGAAUGAGAGGAAGAAGCUGCUGAAUUACAAAGCUACACUGGUGAAAUCCCUGCAGCCGAGGAUCUACUGCCCAUUCGCUGGAUACUUUGUGGAGGCUCAUCCAUCAGACAGAUACAUAAAGGAUUCGAAUAUCAAAAACAGUGCAGAGGACCUCAAUGCACUCAUUAAUAAGCUUGCACCGGCAAUCAAAACUUGGACACCGCAGCCAGGUGCUGUGCUGGACCUCGGCCUCGCUCUGAGAGACCCCACCAACAGGGAGGCCAUCACCAAUCCCCCAGCUAGUGCAAAAAUCUACAAGGACAGCUGGGAGUUCGACUUGUAUGUGAAUGAGUUGAAGAGCGCCAUCAAGUCUGACAUAUUUAAGCAUCAAAACUGGAUCCAGUUUUAUUACACAUGGGCUGGCUUUCAAAACUACAACCUGAUUGUGCGGGUCAUUGAAACAGAUGACAAGUUUGAAUGCAUCACUGACGGUUAUGACUAUCUGGUGGACUUUCUGGAUCUAUCAUUCCCCACAAAGAGACCAAACAGAGAGCACUCCUACUUGGAGAUUAAAAACAGGAUUGGAGUAAUGAGGUACGUGGUGCUUCAUGGCUGUCUAUGGGAUGACCUGUACAUUGGCUUUCAGAACCGCAUCAGCCGAGACCCAGACAUCUACCACCACAAGUACAGACAUUUUAUCUGAUAUGUUUGAGAAUUCUUUCAUGUUCUGUAAAUCUGUUUUUCUGUUCUUUGCUCGUUGACAACUCCUCAUCCAAUUGACUUUAAACGCAGUGGGUGUAUUGCUGGCUUUUCAGGGAGUUUUUAGGAAUGCCAUCCAGAGUAAGAAUCUGGUUAGAUACCAUAUUUCUAAGAUUUUCAGGGCCGAGUAAUUAAGAAGCAGA